This is a messenger RNA of Drosophila santomea, 489 nucleotides long. RefSeq lists its product as uncharacterized. The coding region runs from base 1 to 489 and encodes 162 amino acids. NCBI's taxonomy places the organism in Eukaryota, Metazoa, Arthropoda, Insecta, Diptera, Drosophilidae. The transcript has a single exon. The record is from RefSeq and is a predicted model, not a curated record.
AUGUCAGCGCGUCGUCAUUUCGGGAUUAUAUUGGUCUUAUAUUGUAUAAGCUUGAGUUAUAGCUACAGGCUCUUAGAAAGCAAUGAAGAUCUAAAAACAUGUCCAGCCCUAAAUAAGGAUAUAAUAUUCGAGGAACCACAUUUGAAUAAUAACCAAAGGGAACUUUACAACGUUCACAAAAUACCACGAAGACAUCACUUCAACUGGAAUAAACAUGAAAUCCAACCUGAAAACUGGCUUUUGCGGAUUAUUAGAAUAAAAACCAUUGGUGCAUCACCAAGUCCUAAAGUCCAAGAAGUAAAAGAUGAUAAACCUAUGGAUGGAUUUGCUCAGAGGCUUUUUAAUAUUCUAAGACAGACCCUCAAUAUGGAAGAGCCCUCCUAUAAGCACAAAAACGAGCAAAAGACCAUGUUCGUAUUCAAGAAAAAUCCUUUUCCGCCAGAACAUCACAUAGUGAAAAGGGAACCUGUGCAAUACAAUUACAUGUGA